Messenger RNA from Sesamum indicum (sesame), 3162 nucleotides. RefSeq names its product respiratory burst oxidase homolog protein E-like. Gene Ontology annotation, cellular component: plasma membrane. Gene Ontology annotation, molecular function: NAD(P)H oxidase H2O2-forming activity; peroxidase activity; calcium ion binding. Lineage: Eukaryota; Viridiplantae; Streptophyta; Magnoliopsida; Lamiales; Pedaliaceae. The record is from RefSeq and is a predicted model, not a curated record.
AGAAACAAAAUUAGUUAGCACACCUACUUCCACAAUUGAGAACACCGCAGCUGCUACUGCUGAUCACUAUUUCAUCAUCGCAAUUUUAAUUUCCACUAUUUUUAUUUUCUCUGAGGAAAUUGUGAUGAUGGUGAGAACGUCGUCGUUGGGAAGCUGCAGCACCUGGUAUAGCCGGUCGUUUGACUUGCCGGGGGACUCGAGUGAGCCGACCGCGGUUGGAGGUGCAAUGCUGCCGAUUUUUCUUAAUGACUUGAGAAGACACGGUAAUGGGGAGGGGAGGGAGUCGGUUGAAGUCGUCACCGUCGAUCUUAUGGAUAAUGCUGCCGCAGGAUUACCCGCAAACCAGCCCCUGGCAAACGGUUUUCUAGCACGGAGUACGUCAGCGGCGUCGAGGCUCCGAAGGAUGUUCUCCUGGCGGUCGACGAGGAAGUCGACUUCGGACGGGGAGGAUCAGCACCAGGCGGCCGUUGCAGCCGCUCGUGAGAUGAUGAGGAUGAAGACGAAGAUGAUGAGGAAUAAAUCUAGCGCUCAGAGAGCGCUCGGCGGCCUGAGAUUCAUCAACAAAAGCACCGGCGGCGGAUCGGACGCUAACGUGAUGUGGAAACAAGUGGAGGCUAGGUUCGAUGUAUUGGCUAAGGACGGAUUGCUCUCCAGACACGAUUUCGGCGAAUGCAUAGGGAUGGGAGAUUCGAAGGAGUUCGCGGUGGGGGUGUUCGACGCGGUGGCAAGGAGGCGGCGGCAGAAGAUAGGGGGAAUAACGAAGGCGGAGCUGCAUGAGUUUUGGCUCCAAAUAUCUGACCACAGUUUCGACGCCCGUCUCCAGAUAUUCUUCGACAUGGUGGACAGCAAUGGCGACGGAAAAAUCACGAGAGAUGAAGUGCAAGAGCUAAUAAUGCUGAGUGCAUCGGCGAAUAGGUUGUCCCACUUGCAAGAGCGUGCGGAGGAAUACGCCUCCUUAAUCAUGGAAGAACUUGACCCACAUCAUCUUCACUACAUUGAGUUGUGGCAGUUGGAAGCAUUACUUCUUCAGAGAGACAAUUACAUCAACUACAGCAGAGCUCUGAGUACAAGCAGUAUAGGCAGAGGCCAGAAUGUAAGCACUACCUUUAACUUUAAGCCCACAAACCUGGUGGAGAAUUGGCAAAGAACCUGGAUUCCACUGCUGUGGGUUAUGGCCAUGGCUGGACUUUUCACCUGGAAGUUCCUUCAAUACAGGAAAAGGGCAGCAUUUCAGGUGAUGGGUUAUUGCUUGACAACAGCCAAAGGAGCUGCAGAGACGCUCAAACUCAACAUGGCUCUCAUCCUUCUACCCGUUUGUCGCAAUAUACUGACAUGGCUCAGGUCCACAAAAGCCAGCCUCUUCAUUCCUUUAGACGACAAUAUCAAUUUUCACAAGGUGAUUGCAUGCGCUAUAGCAAUUGGGACCAUACUCCACGCCGGAAACCAUUUAACAUGUGAUUUUCCACGUAUAAUCAGAUCAACACCACAAGAAUUCGCUCUUGUGGCUUCUGACUUCCAUGCAGUAAAGCCCACUUAUAAAAACCUUCUGACUGGAGUUGUCGGCUUAACUGGGAUCGCCAUGGUGACAUUCAUGACAAUUGCAUACAGCCUAGCAACACAAAGCUUCAGAAAAAAUGGGGUAAAGUUGCCAAAACCUUUCAACCGACUAACUGGCUUCAAUGCGUUCUGGUAUUCUCAUCACCUAUUUGGUUUAGUAUACAUAUUGCUUCUGAUCCAUGGAACCUUCUUGCUCCUCGUCCACAAAUGGUACCAGAAAACAACAUGGAUGUAUAUAUCAGUUCCAUUGCUUCUUUACACUGCUGAACGAAGUCUCAGAACUUGCAGGGGUGAACUCUAUGCAGUUAAGAUUUUGAAGGUUUCUGUACUUCCAGGAGGAGUCUUCAGCCUUAUCAUGGCAAAGCCAAAUGGAUUCAAAUACAAAAGUGGACAAUAUGUUUUCCUACAAUGUCCAACCAUCUCUCCAUUUGAAUGGCAUCCAUUUUCACUGACUUCAGCACCGGGAGACGACUACCUCAGCGUUCACAUCCGUACAGUAGGCGACUGGACGCAAGAACUUAAGCAAGUAUUUACUGAAGAUAAUAGCUCAGCAUGUGUUAUUGGGCGAGCUAAGUUUGGAGCACUAGGAAAUGUUCUCCAAGCAGGUCAGCCUAAACUGCUAGUUGAUGGACCCUAUGGAGCUCCAGCACAAGACUAUCGAAACUAUGAUGUGUUACUUCUGGUAGGACUUGGUAUUGGAGCUACUCCAUUCAUAAGCAUCCUCAAGGAUCUCUUGAACAAUACAAGACAAGACGACCAAUUAGUCGCAUACAUGGACUCAAAUACAGAAACCAGUAGAUCAGAUGACAGUUCAAAUAGUUUUACCUCUUCAUCAUCAACUGGAAAGAAGAAAUCAGCACGGACAAGGAAUGCACACUUCUACUGGGUUACAAGAGAACCUGCAUCGUUCGAGUGGUUUAAAGGAGUGAUGAAUGAAGUGGCAGAGAUGGAUUGUAAGGGUCAAAUUGAGAUGCACAAUUACCUGACCAGUGUUUAUGAAGAGAGUGAUGCAAGAUCAACUCUCAUCACCAUAGUCCAAGCUCUAAACCAUGCUAAACAUGGAGUCGAUAUUCUAUCUGGCACUCGAGUAAGGACACACUUUGCAAGGCCAAAUUGGAGAGAUGUGUUCAACAAGGUGGCUGCAAAGCAUCCAUGUUCCACAGUAGGAGUUUUCUAUUGUGGGACGCCCGUCUUAGCAAAGGAGCUAAGGAAACUAUCGCAAGAAUCGAGUUCCCAAACAUCAACGAGGUUCGAAUUCCACAAGGAGUACUUCUGAUGAACGAAAUCAGAACCUAAUCAGUCAAGCGGAAUUGUCAUUGUUCAUGUGUAAGACGAUACGUCAAUUUAGUAAAUGUAAAUGCAGAUAUCAUGCAGCUAGCUGCACGAUACUCAUACUACAAAAUGGAGAUUUCAAAAAGAGAGCAAGAUUAGAAUUAGGCAGAUGGGAUGUGGAAAGAGAGAAUGCUGCUCAAUUUUGCUUUAUGUCAUUCAAUAUUAGAUCACUCCUUUAAACCAUGAGUAGAUGGGAUUUGAGUAGAUGAAGACCGUACUAUUGGAAUUACUCCUAAAUAGAAAAUUAUAUUCCAUGCAUUCAUGGUUGGUGAG